Molecule: messenger RNA, 696 nt
Organism: Paramecium tetraurelia
Lineage: Eukaryota; Ciliophora; Oligohymenophorea; Peniculida; Parameciidae
Exons: 5
Cellular component (GO): endosome
Molecular function (GO): GTP binding; GTPase activity
Source: RefSeq, a predicted model, not a curated record
AUGGAUGAACCCGGCAAGCCAUACGAUGAAUUAUAUAAAAUAAUCUUAGUGGGAGACUCAAGCGUUGGUAAGACAAGCUAUCUGAUUCGAUUAACCAAAAAUGUUAUCAAGAAACAAUCCCAACCAACAAUUGGUGUAGAAUAUGCAGCUCAAUCCAUUCUACUACCGGAAGAAGGUAAAAUAGUGAAGUCGGUAAUUUGGGAUACGGCAGGAGCUGAAAAGUAUAAAGCCAUCACUACAGCACAUUAUCGAAAAUCAGAAGGAGCACUAUUGUUUUACGAUUUAAGCGAUAAGAAUUCGUUUGAUAAUGUACUGAGUUGGCGUCAGGAGAUUAUUUAAUACACAGAGGACAGCAUAGUUAUCAUGUUAGUUGGCAAUAAAUUGGAUUUGAUUUAGGAGAACCCCUCAAAUCGAUGUGUGUCUGUCAAUGAAGUCUAACAGGUGUGUUCUAAAUACAACAUGAUUUAUUAUGAGACAUCAGCUAAGGAAGGAACCAAUGUUAAGGAAUCCUUUGAACAAUUGAUUAGAAAAAUUUAUGAGCACAAACAGUAAUGUAUUGAAGAAGAGAAGUCUUCAAACCAUUAAGAUUAUCCGAAUUCUGAACACAAAAGUUCCUAUUAACCGUUAGUGUAAUCGAAUUUCGAACAAAGCAUUCAGAUCAAAAAACAAUCAGACACUUGUUGUGGUACUUAAUGA